GUAAUCGUUAUUUAGUAAAAGACAACUUUUUAUCGUCAUCAAUUUUGCAUUACUUUUCUACGUCGUUAAAUGGUGGGAAAUAAAAUAACAAAUACCUUUAAUAACUAGAAAUAUGCAAUUUCAAUAAAAACUACAUUAAAGAAAAUAAACUAAAACAAGUUUUUAUAAAACAAAAAAAAAUAUACAUCAACGAGCAAAGAAAAUGUAAUAAAUAAAAUUGUUUAUCUAUUGAAAAAGAUGAAAAAGUCAAUAAAAUAAAAACAAUUGAAGAGUACACCUAUAGCUGAACUCUUCACUCUAAUGUGGUGAGCCAGUAGAGAGAGAAUGAAAUAAAUAGUGAGUGCGGGAGUACAGAAAAACUGGAAGAAGAAAAAAAUUUCUUUAGUCGCGUCCACUAACAAAUCAACGUUAAGAAAGUCAAAAAGCAAAAAAUAUCCUUACAAAAAAUAAGAAAAAUUUGAAAAAAAAAAAUAGUGCACAAAUAAUUUUUAUUAAUAAAUAGAAAAUAAAUUAUAAUAAAGUAAUUGUUGUUGUAAAAAAUGCAUAAAACAAGUAUUAAAUAGGAAAAUAACUGUACUUGUAGUGUAAAGACAAGAAUUAAAGAAAAAAAUAAUAAAAAUAGACCAAAAAACCGCUAAACGUAAUAAUAAGAAACGAAGCAACAACAAUACGUAGAGAAAAUUACAACAACUAAAAAUAAACUUCAUUCUUCAGUUGAUGGACGAAAGGAUUUAGAGUUUCUAUACGAGAGUUUAAAUAGUGAUUGCUUUUUCCAUAUAAUCCAUGGAUUCGAAUGAUAAUUCCACGGAUAAGGAAGAUUCUUGUGGCGCAAGUAUGGAUUUGAAUAUUGACAACUAUCGGCCAACUAGUGAAAAUACCCAAAAAGCGGCAAGUAGUGAUGAACAUGGCUCUAUUAAGAAGUUGUUAGUUAAUCAAGUGCCUGCAGAGAUUGAGGAUGAUGAGGACGAGGAAGAUGAACAUACAGGUGAGGAAGAUGAAGAUGAUGGAAAUGAUUCUUUGGAACAAGAAGAGCACGAUAUUGAAAUGAAAUUGUUGAAUGAAACGGAAAACAAUAAGAAUGCAGGCAUUCUUCAAGGAGAAAUAAAAAAUCAUGCCAACCUUAAGUCCGCCGCCCCAGAUGAUACCAAUAAUACAGCCAAGGAUAAAGCAACACAUUCUAGUAACGAAUUACCCUCCUCAAUACAAUCACCCCCCAGUUUAACCUGUGAAAAUGAUGAUAAAACACAAUCAUCGUGUAUAACUUCUCCUCAUGCUUCCACUCCCGGCUCCACACCUCCCUCAGCGACAGUUGUUGGCCCAGCUAUGGGUCAAGAACGUUCACCAGCGAAUUCAUCUGUUAAUACACCGCCCACAGACACCAGUACGCCUAAACAUUCUCCCGAAUCUGUACCCCAAAGUCCAACUACUUUGGCCAAUAAUUGUAUACAACAGCCCAUCAAUGUGGUGCGCAACGGCACAAUACCGAAUGCUGGCAAACCAUUGCUAUCGACCAUGAGUAAAAAAUUGGAAAGAUCUGUAAAAACAACACGUACACGAAAACCAAAGUCAUCGGUGGCCAUGUAUGAAAGUGAGAUAAGCGAAAAUCAGAGUGGCAUUAAGUUGUGCAUAAAGAAAUCAGACAGUUCACUGAAUACCUCAGCCGUUAUGGCUGCCGUAGCCAGAGGUCUUAAUAAAUCGGGCACAUCAUCGGUGAGAAGUCGUAAAAGUUCAAGAACUGUUAAGCAGCGUGUUAAACUGGAUGAUCAUGAAAACGAUGAAAUGGAUUAUGAACCUAAACGUAAAAAAGAACGUAAUACAAAAAGACAAACACCUUCAGCCACGGCCGUAACAAUAAAUGACACUGAUGAACCCAGAGAAGCAAUAGAACAGACCAUAUGGGGAUCACAAUUACCAGAACCAGUACUUUUUAAGAUUUUUCAAUAUGUUGUGGAUAAAGAAGGUUGCCUUCCAACACUAUUCCGUUUGGGUAGGGUAUGCUCACUGUGGCGUCGCGUUUCAUUGUCCCCUACCUUAUGGCGUGUUAUGGAUUUAAGUACUUGGAUAAAGGAAAAGUAUCGCACGGAGUUGAAGCUGAAAUGGUUUGUGGAUAAUCGUUGUAGCUGCUGUACAGAAUUGAAUGUUUCACAAUGGAAAGUCACUGAUAUCAAUUGUUUUUUGUUAAAACUUGCUGUGGGUGCUCCAAAUUUAACCAGUAUCACUUUGUCCGGUUGGAAAGGUUUCACUUAUGAUCAUUUGGGAUAUCUGGUUGAGAAUAUGAAAAAACUCGAACGUAUAGAUUUAAGUUCCGUUAAUGUUGAAAUGAAUGCUAGUAAAAGUGCUGUGGGAGUACAAUCACUGUGCAAUUCUAUGCAAGUAAUGGGCGAACGUUUAACGCAUCUCUAUUUGGCGCACAAUCGUUUAGCUGGCAUACCACAAUUAGUCAAUGUUUUAUCGACUCAUUGCCCAAAUUUAGUACUUUUAGACUUAUCAAAUGUAACAACUCAAGCCACAUCUCAUGGUAUUUUACAUAUAGAAAAAUUACAGCAAGGCUGUCCAAAACUUAAAGUUUUGCGUAUUACAAAUUCUCAUAUAACCUUAAGUACAGCUUCACUGCAGGAAAUGAUGGAUUCCCCAGGUUUUCCCGAAUUGGAGGAACUUUCUGUGGCUGUUACCGAUGAAUCACGUGUUAUUGGCGAUGAACAUAUUCAACGUAUUUUGAAAUCAUCUUCAAAAUUAAAACUGUUAGAUGUUCGUGGCUGCGCUCGUUUAACCCAUGAAAGUCUUAUACGUUUACCUGCUUGGGAUAUAAAACAUUUAUUUUUAUCUGGCUGCUCAGUUACCAGAGAUAUGGGAUCGGGUCUUGAAUUGAUUGCUUCAAAAUGGGCUCAUAGUCUAAUCGAAUUGGAUCUUGCUUGGGCUAAUGUGCAACUUCCGUUGGAUAACGCCCUACGUGCCUUGGCCGACAAGGGCGCUGAGUCACGUUUAGCUCAUCUUAAUUUAUGUGGUUCGUCCGUUUCCGAAGAUGCUGUUAAAGAGAUUUUAGCCAAUUGUCCUCUAAUGAGCACAUUAAAUUUGUCAUCAUGUCGUGGUUUGCCACGCGGAGUUAAACGUCAAAUGCAAGGACCCCAAGAACUCAAUGAAUUGAGAGAAGUUUUAAAAGUUCAAUUAAAAGUCAAAUUACCAGAAACUGUAACAGCAGCUCAAAAUGAAGCGUCGUCGUCUUCGUCUACAACUGGACCCACAACAACGAGUGCAAAUACAAACGAUGGUGGUGGUGGAGGUGGUGGUGUUGGUAGUCUAUAGUGUUUAUCUUAAAAAUAUAUAUAUUUUUACAUAAUUUAAAUGUAUUUAUCCUUUUAUUUUCAAAGUUUUAUUUGUCCAAAUUUUAUUAUUUUUUUUUUAAUUUUCUUUAGCUAUAUUUGUAAUAGCUUUUCUUGAACAUUUUCCAUACCUCUCUCUCACUCUCUUCCAUUAUAAUUUCCAAAAUUUUAGUAAUACUUUGUAUACAAACAACAACUGUAUUUGUAUUAGCGUCCUUAUACAUAUUAGAUUUCUUUAAAUUUAAAUUUUUUCCAAAUUUUUUUAUUUUAACUUUUUUAUGAUUUGUUGUAAAUUUUUUGAAUUUUUUUGUUUAUAUUAAUAAAAUCCUUUUUUUUAAUAUUUGUGUUGUAAUUUGUAUAUUAAAUAUUUUAUUAAUAACAACAUAUACAUAAAUAAUACUACACAUUUCCCUAACUCCCCCUUCCUACCACUCUAUAUCUUAUUAUCUCUCUCCUUAUACGACAAGUUGUAAUAAUUAAUAACAAACCUGUUUAUAGCAAUAUUUUAAAUUUGAAAAAUUUAAAAUUUCUAACUACAACAUUUUAAUAAAUAACACAAAAAUCACAAGUAAAAACAAAAUCUUAUCUAAGAUUAUUAAUAUUUAAGGUUUAAGCAAAAUUAUUCAUAAUUUUCUUUCUUAGUUUAUCUUUUAUGUGCAAACGGUUUUUAUCUACAGAUUUUUUUAAAUUAUAUUUUAAAAUCUUUUCACAGCCUCUUUACUAACGUAAAAAAACAAAACAUACAAGAUUAAAAAAAAAACAAUGUAAUUUAUAAGAAAAUUAUAUUUUGUUGCAUUAAAAAAAUCGU
This is a messenger RNA of Lucilia sericata (common green bottle fly), 4128 nucleotides long. RefSeq names its product F-box/LRR-repeat protein 6 (gene Fbl6). Bases 784 to 3303 code for a protein of 839 amino acids. The record is from RefSeq and is a predicted model, not a curated record. Gene Ontology annotation, cellular component: SCF ubiquitin ligase complex. Gene Ontology annotation, molecular function: protein binding. The transcript has 9 exons. NCBI's taxonomy places the organism in Eukaryota, Metazoa, Arthropoda, Insecta, Diptera, Calliphoridae.